AUGUCAAAGCCUGAAAGCAAAGCUCCUCCAAACCCUCCAACAACUCUACCCAAAAACCCAAACUCUUCUCCACCCCCCACCCCCAACAACUCUACCCAAACCCUAAACAACUCUACCCAAACCCUCAACAACUCUACUCCAAACCCUCAACAACUCUACUCCAAACCCCCCAACAACUCUACUCCAAACCCUCAACAACUCUACCCAAACCCUCAACAACUCUACCCAAACCCUCAACAACUCUACUCCAAACCCUCAACAACUCUACUCCAAACCCCCAACAACUCUACUCCAAACCCUCAACAACUCUAUCCAAACCCUCAACAACUCUACUCCAAACCCUCAACAACUCUACUCCAAACCCCUCAACAACUCUACCCAAACCCUCAACAACUCUACUCCAAACCCCCAAACAACUCUACCCAAACCCUCAACAACUCUACUCCAAACCCUCAACAACUCUACUCCAAACCCUCAACAACUCUAGCCAAACCCUCAACAACUCUACUCCAAACCCUCAACAACUCUACCCAAACCCUCAACAACUCUACCCAAACCCCCAACAACUCUACCCAAACCCUCAACAACUCUACUCCAAACCCCCCAACAACUCUACCCAAACUCCCAACAACUCUACCCAAACCCUCAACAACUCUACUCCUAACCCCCCAACAACUCUACUCCAAACCCUCAACAACUCUACCCAAACCCUCAACAACUCUACUCCUAACCCCCCAACAACUCUACUCCAAACCCUCAACAACUCUACUCCAAACCCUCAACAACUCUACUCCAAACCCUCAACAACUCUACUCCAAACCCCUCAACAACUCUACUCAAAACCCUCAACAACUCUACCCAAACCCUCAACAACUCUACUCCAAACCCUCAACAACUCUACUCCAAACCCUCAACACCUCUACUCCAAACCCCUCAACAACUCUACUCCAAACCCUCAACAACUCUACUCCAAACCCCUCAACAACUCUACUCCAAACCCUCAACAACUCUACCCAAACCCUCAACAACUCUACUCCAAACCCUCAACAACUCUACUCCAAACCCUCAACAACUCUACUCCAAACCCUCAACAACUCUACUCCAAACCCUCAACAACUCUACUCCAAACCCCUCAACAACUCUACUCCAAACCCCUCAACAACUCUAGCCAAACCCUCAACAACUCUACCCAAACCCCCAACAACUCUACCCAAACCCUCAACAACUCUACUCCAAACCCCCAACAACUCUACUCCAAACCCUCAACUACUCUACCCAAACCCUCAACAACUCUACCCAAACCCUCAACAACUCUACUCCAAACCCUCAACAACUCUUCUCCAAACCCUCAACAACUCUACCCAAACCCUCAACAACUCUACUCCAAACCCCUCAACAACUCUACUCCAAACCCUCAACAACUCUACCCAAACCCUCAACAACUCUACUCCAAACCCUCAACAACUCUACUCCAAACCCCUCAACAACUCUACCCAAACCCUCAACAACUCUACCCAAACCCCCAACAACUCUACUCCAAACCCUCAACAACUCUACUCCAAACCCUCAACAACUCUACUCCAAACCCUCAACAACUCUACUCCAAACCCCCCAACAACUCUUCUCCAAACCCUCAACAACUCUACUCCAAACCCUCAACAACUCUACUCCAAACCCCUCAACAACUCUACUCCAAACCCUCAACAACUCUACCCAAACCCUCAACAACUCUACUCCAAACCCUCAACAACUCUACUCCAAACCCUCAACAACUCUACUCCAAACCCUCAACAACUCUACUCCAAACCCCUCAACAACUCUACUCCAAACCCUCAACAACUCUACUCCAAACCCCUCAACAACUCUAGCCAAAACCUCAACAACUCUACCGAGACCCCCAACAACUCUACCCAAACCCUCAACAACUCUACUCCAAACCCCCAACAACUCUACUCCAAACCCUCAACUACUCUACCCAAACCCUCAACAACUCUACCCAAACCCUCAACAACUCUACUCCAAACCCUCAACAACUCUUCUCCAAACCCUCAACAACUCUACCCAAACCCUCAACAACUCUACUCCAAACCCCUCAACAACUCUACUCCAAACCCUCAACAACUCUACCCAAACCCUCAACAACUCUACUCCAAACCCUCAACAACUCUACUCCAAACCCUCAACAACUCUACCCAAACCCUCAACAACUCUACCCAAACCCCCAACAACUCUACUCCAAACCCUCAACAACUCUACUCCAAACCCUCAACAACUCUACUCCAAACCCUCAACAACUCUACUCCAAACCCCCCAACAACUCUACCCAAACCCUCAACAACUCUACUCCUAACCCCCCAACAACUCUAA
Haliotis rufescens (red abalone) is the source of this 2367-nucleotide messenger RNA. RefSeq names its product mucin-2-like. Bases 1 to 2367 code for a protein of 788 amino acids. NCBI's taxonomy places the organism in Eukaryota, Metazoa, Mollusca, Gastropoda, Lepetellida, Haliotidae. The transcript has 2 exons. The record is from RefSeq and is a predicted model, not a curated record.